UUCCUUCUUUACUCUUCCAUGGCUACAAUCCCAAAUUUCUUGUCUAGACCACCUUCUUCUCUUUCAACCUUCCCCAAAACAAACCUUUCUUUGAGGAAGACUUCUUUCCCUUCUCCUAAUUCCUCCACUCUUCCUGUCUUCCCCAAGCCCACACCACUAAAAAGACUAGAACCAGGCCUUACUACUCAAACCCAACAUUUCAUUGCCAAGGCAACUACAGCUUCUGAUACCCCGAAAGUGGACAGUGAUGAACGAGUCCAGAAGGUUCAUAGCAUCGAAGAAUUCGAUGAAGCUCUUAGAAUUGCAAGAAACAAACUCGUUGUUGUCGAAUACGCCGCGAGCCAUAGCUUCCACAGCAGUAAGAUUUACCCUUUCAUGGUGGACUUAAGCAGGACCUGCAACGAUGUAGAAUUCCUACUUGUAAUGGGUGAUGAAUCAGAGAAGACAAGAGAGCUGUGCAAGAGAGAGAAGAUUGAUAAAGUUCCUCAUUUCAGUUUCUAUAAGAGUAUGAAGAAGAUCCAUGAAGAAGAAGGAAUUGGUCCUGAUCAGCUUGUUGGUGAUGUUUUGUAUUAUGGAGAUAACCAUUCUGGUGUGGUGCAGUUGCAUUGUAGAGAAGAUGUUGAGAAAUUGAUGGAAGAUCAUAAGGUGGAUCAUAAGUUGAUUGUUCUUGAUGUAGGGUUGAAACAUUGUGGGCCCUGUGUUAAGGUUUAUCCAACGGUGAUUAAGCUAUCAAAGCAGAUGGCUGAUACGGUGGUGUUCGCGAGAAUGAACGGUGAUGAAAAUGAUAGUUGCAUGCAGUUUUUGAAGGACAUGAAUGUAAUUGAGGUGCCCACUUUUUUAUUCGUCAGGGAUGGUAAGAUCUGUGGGAGGUAUGUAGGCUCCGGUAGAGGUGAGCUUAUUGGGGAGAUUCUCAGAUACCAGGGAGUUCGGGUCACAUAAAACUUUGAAUCAGAGUUAUAACAAUUUUCCUUGCG
Messenger RNA from Telopea speciosissima, 974 nucleotides. RefSeq names its product thioredoxin-like protein CDSP32, chloroplastic. Bases 19 to 939 code for a protein of 306 amino acids. Gene Ontology annotation, molecular function: oxidoreductase activity, acting on a sulfur group of donors, disulfide as acceptor. Lineage: Eukaryota; Viridiplantae; Streptophyta; Magnoliopsida; Proteales; Proteaceae. The transcript is spliced from 2 exons. The record is from RefSeq and is a predicted model, not a curated record.